AUGACAUCGAUUACUAUCACGGACGAAUCGUUGACGGGCCUCAAAGAUAAGGUGGUCACCAUCUCAGGCGGCUCUUCCGGAAUCGGUCUCGCAACGGCUAAACUCCUCCUAUCUCUUGGAGCGAGGGUCUCGAUCGGCGAUCUCUUACCUCCGCCUGAUGAUGUUCUUCAGGCCGAUGGCUUGAUAUUCACGCCUGUUGAUGUCACGAAGUGGAAAGAUCUAUGCGGUUGGUUUCGCGAGACAAAGCAGAAAUACGGCCGGAUUGACCAUGCUUUUUGCAAUGCCGGUAUUAGCCACCGGGCGGACUACUUUGAUGAAAGGGUUGACGAUGAUGGCGACCCAUUCCAGCCGAGUGGACUUACAUUGGAUGUGAACUUGAUGGGCGUCAUUAACAUGACGAAGUUAGCCAUUUGGUAUAUGAGAAAACAGGAGAGUGGCGGAAGUAUCGUGAUCACGGCCUCGGCCAGUGGUUUCCAAAGAUUCGGAAUCGUCGACUAUUGCGCUUCAAAACAUGGAGUUAUAGGUUUCAUGCGUGGGCUUGUGGCUCGCGAUCUGUAUCCCGGCCUCUCCAUUCGUAUAAACUCACUCGCUCCCGCCUGGACGGACACGGCAAUUGUUCCCCGGGCCCUGUUGGAGGCUGUUGGAUGGAAAGUUCAAUCUGCAGAGGACGUCGCUCGCUCUGCUGUGAUUUUGAUGGCUGACGAGUCUCGCCAUGGACAGCUGAUCUACUCCGCGGAAGGAAAGUUUCUCGAAAUUGAAGAGCCGAUAUUGGAGGCAACCGUCAAAGUUAUCGGCGCAUCACCGGAGACCGAUACCACAAAAAUGGCGGCAUUAAGGGAUAAAAUCAGGGCGGCCCAAAGACACUGA
Molecule: messenger RNA, 867 nt
Organism: Coccidioides posadasii C735 delta SOWgp
Lineage: Eukaryota; Fungi; Ascomycota; Eurotiomycetes; Onygenales; Onygenaceae
Cellular component (GO): cytoplasm
Molecular function (GO): oxidoreductase activity, acting on the CH-OH group of donors, NAD or NADP as acceptor
Source: RefSeq, a predicted model, not a curated record